GCCGUCCUCCUCACUUCGCUCCGGAGUUCUUUCCGCAGCUGUCGGUGGGUGUAGGAAGAGAAGCCGCUGUCGCCAUGCCCGAGCCGGCCAAGUCCGCCCCCGCGCCCAAGAAGGGCUCCAAGAAGGCGGUGACCAAGACGCAGAAGAAGGGCGACAAGAAGCGCAAGAAGAGCCGCAAGGAGAGCUACUCCAUCUACGUGUACAAGGUGCUGAAGCAGGUGCACCCCGACACGGGCAUCUCGUCCAAGGCCAUGGGCAUCAUGAACUCCUUCGUCAACGACAUCUUCGAGCGCAUCGCGGGCGAGGCCUCGCGCCUGGCGCACUACAACAAGCGCUCCACCAUCACCUCGCGGGAGAUCCAGACGGCCGUGCGCCUGCUGCUGCCCGGCGAGCUGGCCAAGCACGCCGUGUCCGAGGGCACCAAGGCUGUCACCAAGUACACCAGCUCCAAGUAAAUACUUGGCUAAAAUCUGCUUAACCCAAAGGCUCUUUUAAGAGCCACCCACUUUUUCAAUAAAAGAGCUGAACAUUCAAGUAAGAA
Molecule: messenger RNA, 541 nt
Organism: Camarhynchus parvulus
Lineage: Eukaryota; Metazoa; Chordata; Aves; Passeriformes; Thraupidae
Product: histone H2B 1/2/3/4/6
Exons: 1
Coding region: 75-455 (126 amino acids)
Cellular component (GO): nucleosome
Molecular function (GO): structural constituent of chromatin; protein heterodimerization activity; DNA binding
Source: RefSeq, a predicted model, not a curated record